This is a messenger RNA of Adelges cooleyi (spruce gall adelgid), 1724 nucleotides long. Its product is annotated as allergen Tha p 1-like. The record is from RefSeq and is a predicted model, not a curated record. Lineage: Eukaryota; Metazoa; Arthropoda; Insecta; Hemiptera; Adelgidae. The transcript is spliced from 2 exons. Bases 140 to 568 code for a protein of 142 amino acids.
AUAACGGCCUGGGACACGAACAGUCUAAACUUAACUCGUAUCUUAAGCAGAACACCGCCGGCGAACUGCCCACCGAAAAAAAUCUCGCUUUUUUUUUCAAUCGGUCAGCACGUGAAAUCGUUCAGGAGGGUCAACAAAAAUGAGUCGUUUAAUCGUUUUGUCUUUCGCCCUGUUUUGCGUGUCGACCGUGUACACAAAAGCUCCAAACCAGAAAAUCCAAUUCACCAGCUCCUCCGGAUCGUACGUGUCGACCUACGACCAUUUGGACCUGACACAUUUGCUGAAGAACGACAAGCUGGUGUCGGCAUACAUCAGGUGUUUCCUAGACGAAGGGGUUUGCACGUCGGAAGGCAAACAAGUGAAAGCCGUCUUGUUGCCGGAAAUUAUAUCUACCGUGUGCUCCAAAUGUUCAGAAAAACAAAAGACCAUGGCCAGGCAAGUGUUGAACCACAUCUACGUAAAGAGACGACCAGAUUUCGAGAGGAUCAUGCAGAAAUAUGACAAACAGGGUAAAUACAACGAAAUCGUAGCGUUCAUGAAUGAAGGCGAACGCACCAAAUCUGCCUGAACAACUUUAUAACGUUUUUUCGAGACUGAUUACCGUUGUUUUUAACAUGACCAAUAUGUAUACCUAGUAGUUAUUGAUGAUAUUAAUUAGGAUUAAUUUAUUAAGAUAAGAAUUUUUAUUUAUUUUCAUUUUUGUAAUACUUGUAUCGCGUUAUGAUUAAAAUAUCGAAUACACACCAGGUUGAAAAUACUACCUAUGUAAAUGCCUAUAAUAUAAAUAUAUAUAUAUAUUUUGCAUUUGAACAAAAUUGUAAUUAUAUUCCAUGAAAAAAAAAGACAAAAAUUAACGAAGGUAGUAUGUAUAAAAAAAAAUGUAUUGCUUUUAUUAUUCCUAGGCCUGAUCUUGUAUAAUAUGUUGGAUAUGGCUAAUGGUUUUCACACUUUUUUUCACUUGUUAAUGCAUUUUAAUACUACGAUUGCGCGCUAAUUUUUUUCUAAUGUACUAAUAGACAAGUUAAAAAUAGCGGCAAAUAAGUGUUGAAUAACACAUACGUACAUUUCAGGUUAAAAACAAUUUUUUUUUUGUAAAUUAUGCAUUAUAAGUUAAGUCAUUUCAAUUUUAUAUAUUUAUUUAGCACGCCAAAAAUUUUUUCAUUUUAAUUAAGUUUAUAUUUAUUGCUUCAAAUAAGUUGCUGAGGUAGGUUAAUUGUAUAGAAAUAUUUGGCAAACGUCGAUACGAAUUUGUUUUAAAUAAAAACACGAUCGAUUGUUUUUUGUUUACAAUUAAUCACAAGCCGUACUAAUUAUUGUUGAUCUAUUUAUGACUUUGUCUAUGGAAAACAAUUGUUUAUACUUACACCAUGACAACUAUAUUAUACUCUGUCUAAACCUAAAAUGUUGUUAUUAUAUUAUUAUAUUGCAAACCAAAAUAUCUCAAGAGUUCAAUAAUGAAAAAAACAUUGUGGUAGGUAUGUCUAAAACCCGGGACAGGACGGGAUGGAAUGGACAUGUUUCCAUAAUGCAGUAUUGCCACUGGGACAAAUAAAAUAUGUUUUUACACAUCACAUUUUUAUCCCCCAAACCCCUAGAAAAGUUAUUUUUAAAGGGCCCCCGAGUUUAACGGAUCGAAUCCAACUAGUGAAUUCAAUAAUAAAUUCAUUGUUGUUUCAAUAUAAAACACAAAUUUAUUUAUUUAUGUUUUGAAAAUAUUUUAAGUA